Molecule: messenger RNA, 879 nt
Organism: Trichechus manatus latirostris (Florida manatee)
Lineage: Eukaryota; Metazoa; Chordata; Mammalia; Sirenia; Trichechidae
Gene: SLC25A45
Product: solute carrier family 25 member 45
Exons: 6
Coding region: 16-879 (287 amino acids)
Biological process (GO): transmembrane transport
Cellular component (GO): mitochondrion
Molecular function (GO): transmembrane transporter activity
Source: RefSeq, a predicted model, not a curated record
CCUGUGCUCAGGACAAUGCCUGUGGAAGAGUUUGUGGCUGGCUGGAUCUCCGGAGCUCUGGGCCUGAUCCUGGGACACCCCUUUGACACUAUAAAGGUGCGGCUGCAGUCACAAAACAAGUACCGGGGCAUCUUGGACUGCGCAGUGCAGACCUACCAGCAUGAGUCGAUCCUGGGCUUCUUCAAGGGAAUGAGCUUCCCCAUCGUGAGCAUAGCCAUAGUCAACUCCGUACUGUUCGGCAUCUACAGCAACGUCCUGCUGGUGCUGACGUCCACCACCCACCAGGAGCGGCGGUCUCAGCCUCCCAGCUACACGAACGUCUUCAUAGCUGGCUGCACUGGGGGGUUUGUGCAGGCCUACUUUCUGGCUCCUUUUGACCUCGUUAAAGUCCGGCUGCAAAACCAGACGGAGCCGAGGGCACAGCUGGGGAGCCUGCAGCCGCGGUACCGGGGGCCCCUACACUGCGUGUCCUCCAUCCUCCGGAAGGAGGGGCCCCAGGGGCUGCUCCGAGGGUCUGGCACCCUGAUGCUGAGGGACACCCCCACGCUGGGCAUCUACUUCGUCACCUAUGAAUGGCUCUGCCGCCAGUACACGCCGAAGGGCCAGAAUCCCAGUUCAGCCACGGUGCUGGUGGCAGGGGGCUGUGCUGGCAUUGCCUCCUGGGUCGCAGCCACGCCCUUGGAUGUGAUCAAGUGCCGCAUGCAGAUGGCUGGGCUGAAGGGGCAGGUGUACCACGGAGUGCUGGACUGCAUGGUGAGCAGCGCCCGGCAGGAGGGGCCUGGAGUCUUCUUCCGGGGACUCACCAUCAACAGCGCCCGCGCCUUCCCCGUGAACGCCGUCACCUUCCUCAGCUACGAGUACCUCCUCCGCUGCUGGUGA